Colletotrichum gloeosporioides is the source of this 1032-nucleotide messenger RNA. RefSeq lists its product as uncharacterized. The record is from RefSeq and is a predicted model, not a curated record. Bases 1 to 1032 code for a protein of 343 amino acids. The transcript is spliced from 2 exons. Lineage: Eukaryota; Fungi; Ascomycota; Sordariomycetes; Glomerellales; Glomerellaceae.
AUGGGCCAGGCAGAAAUUCAGCCCAAGCCGGGCUUGCGACAGCGCAGUCGCACAGCGCUUCUCAUCGUGGCAUGUGCACUCGCACUCUACGCCGGCGUCGUACAGAUCUUGACCCUGAUCGCCGGCACAUGGGUUACACGGGGCUGCGAUGGCGUCCAACGGUUGGGACUGUCCAGCCUGUCAGUACUAAAAUUUGACGGCAUCGUCCCCUCAUCCUCGAAGCCAGGCUCAUACGAUCUCACAAUGCACCUCUUCCUCUCCUCCUUCGGCUACGAGUACCCAAACGCCUCGACCGCAGCCUUCGCUACCUCAGAGCCCAACUUACCAUAUGACUUCAUCCAGAUCGGCGAGCAUCUCGGCGUCGACCCCUCCUCGUGGGCCUGCCUCCGCAGCGCCGACCAGUGCACAUCCCCCUUCUUCAACACGUUCCGCUACGACGGCUUCGAAAUGACCGGCACGCUGGAGUACGCCUCGCACGUCCUCGCCAUCUCCUACAUCAGCAUCUUAUUUCUCACCGAGCUCCUCAUCGUCGCGCGCCCGAGUUGGCUGCGGUGCCAGUGCUACUUCGCCGCCCUGAAGCGCGUGUAUCCCUGCCCGCGCGGCUCGCGCGCCCAGAUCGAGGCCCUGUCGCCGGGCUUCUGGGACAGAUACCGCGCGUGGGUGUGGUCCACCUUGCCGGCGUUUGUCUUCCUUCCGGCCUUUGGACUGGCGACGAAGGGGCUGCUGCUCAAGAGCUAUGUGAGCCGCCCGGGGAUGGACGAGGUGAAUGCGCGGUUUGGGGAGGGGUUCGUCGUGAUGGAGGGGACGGCGAUCGCGGCUGCGUGUCUGGCGGUGGUGUGUGUGUAUAUGAGAGCGUUGUUGGGGAAGAAGGUGAACUGGAUGGAGCAGCAGGGUGCUGUUGCUGAUGAAGAAAGCAAGAUCACAGUGGUUAGCUUCACGGUGAAGGACUUUACCGACGCCGAACCGGGUCUGUCCCUCUCACCGGACGAGGGCGAGGAUGAUGAUGAAGAGCAGCCGCUCAGGCAUACAUGA